Messenger RNA from Cololabis saira (Pacific saury), 408 nucleotides. RefSeq names its product NACHT, LRR and PYD domains-containing protein 8-like. Gene Ontology annotation, molecular function: protein binding. NCBI's taxonomy places the organism in Eukaryota, Metazoa, Chordata, Actinopteri, Beloniformes, Belonidae. The transcript is spliced from 3 exons. The coding region runs from base 13 to 408 and encodes 131 amino acids. The record is from RefSeq and is a predicted model, not a curated record.
GAGAACUGCAGGAUGUCAGAGAUCAGCUGUUCUUCUCUGGUCUCAGCUCUGAAGUCCAACCCCUCCCAUCUGAAACUUCUGGACCUGAGUGGGAACCAGAACCUGCAGAAUUCAGGAGUGAAACAUCUGUGUGGAUUUCUGGAGAGUCCAGACUGCAGACUGGAGACUCUGAGGUUGAAGAGCUGCAGGAUGUCAAAGAUCAGCUGUUCUUCUCUGGUCUCAGCUCUGAAGUCCAACCCCUCCCAUCUGAAACAUCUGGACAUGAGUGAGAACUACAACCUGCAGAAUUCAGGAGUGAAACAUCUCUCCAAGGACCGGUUGAAGAUCCGCGUGAGGGUGGGAGCCAGCUGUUCGGCGCAGACUAUCAGGCAGGAGGGGGAGGGGGAGGAGGGAGAGAGGGAGGAAUAG